Molecule: messenger RNA, 805 nt
Organism: Tilletiopsis washingtonensis
Lineage: Eukaryota; Fungi; Basidiomycota; Exobasidiomycetes; Entylomatales
Exons: 5
Coding region: 176-697 (173 amino acids)
Biological process (GO): peptidyl-L-cysteine S-palmitoylation; protein targeting to membrane
Cellular component (GO): extrinsic component of endoplasmic reticulum membrane; endoplasmic reticulum palmitoyltransferase complex
Source: RefSeq, a predicted model, not a curated record
CCAACAGCAGCCUCGGGUCCCCACGCCGCGCCGUGCGACAGCCGCAGCGUGCCAGCGGCUGCCGUGCCACGCCCGGCCGCACGCAGCCAGCGUCUCAUCGCACCCCAACUCUCACCCCCACCCCUCCACUGUCACCCCCACCCCUCCACUCUCACCCCCACCCGUCCUGGCCGCGAUGGCCUACGUCGAGCAGGGCUCGCAGAGCAAACGGGCACCGCCCAUCGCCGCUGCAGCCGUCCGCUCGCAGGCGCCUCGCAGCAGCUACUACUUCGGCCCGCCAUCGGCGGACAGCGCCUUUGGCUCGCCGCCCGUCGGCGUCAUCGGCAGGGACAAGCCACGGGAAGUCAUUCGCGUCGAGCGCGACUACACCGUCGGCGAGCUGUGCCAGUUCCACUCUGCCUUUCCGCUCGAGCUUGAGGGCCGGAUCCACCCGUCCACCUUCGGCGACGCCAUCAACGACAUCAACGAGGUCCUCAUCCGCGCCAACAGCUCCGGCUGGGCGUGCUUCGACAAUGCCCUGGCAGUGAUGACGCUCUGGCUCAGCCCGCUGCUGCUCGGCACCAAGUACAACCGGGAGAUGGCCGCUCUUCGGGCGCUGCUGGCCAGCGCCAACCGCGAGACCUUCAACCCCGCAGGCCUCAACAUCCGGGAUCCUGCCGAGUCGGCCUUCCUGUUCCUGGAGAUCGAGUACUACUAGCCCAACAGCGCGCCCGCAUCGCGCUUCAUCACCCCAACGUUGCCGUGGCCCCCUACCAUACCCCUCACAUCGCUCUCUGUGCCGUAUCAACAGCGCUGUGUGCUCUCC